AUGGUAGAAGGCAUUAGCUUGGGUGGCCCAACCUCUUUGAAGGAACUUUUGUGUUAUUUUCAUGUUGGAGGGACAUUUGUAGUUGACGAGGAAGGUGGAGUUCAAUAUAAAGGGGGUAAUGUGAGGUUAAGGAGCAUAAAAGAAGCCAUUACAGUUGAAGAUUUAAGGGGGAAGAUAUCAUUAUGGUUUGGAAUUGAUAGUAAUAAUUGUGAGAUGAAAUAUAGAGUAAGUUUUGAUGAGAAGACAUUGGUAGAUUUAGUUGAUGAUGGUGAGAUUGGGAACUUUUUUCAGUAUAAUGAGAGGCAUGGCCAUCUAUACGUAGCAUGUAAAGAGAAAGAAAGUGGUGCUGAUAUAAUAGAAGAUCUGGAAAUAUUGUUGGGCCUGUCACAAGAAAGGUCUGGCUCAUUCAGCAGUAUGGAAACUGAAUAUGAACCAGUGGGGUAUGAAGAUAUGGGUGCGGCCUUAAUGUAUGAAGUUAGAGGCUGUUCUAGCAAUAUAACAUGUGGAGUACAGUAUGCACCAACACCAUAUCUUGAGAUGAAUUGUUCAAAAUGGAGGGAAUUGAUUUUAGGACAGCUGCAAAAUUUUGCCCAUACAAAAGAGUUUAAAAAGUCAGUGCACAAAUAUAGAAUAGCACAUGAUUUUGAGUUCAAGUAUGUGAAGAAUAGUAAGGACAAGAUGUUGGUGAGAUGCAAGGUUGAAGGUUGCCCAUGGAAGAUAUGUGCAAAUGCAGUGGGGAAGAAGACUCCUUUCCUAUGCGUGACGACAUUUGUAAAUGAACAUGUGCAUAGUGCGCAAGACAAUCUCCAAGUCAGCCAUGGUGGAAGAGCUAGUUUGACAUCAGCAAUUAUAAUUGAUGAGGUAAAGAAUCACAUAGACAAACGGCCUACUGAAAUAAUGACAAUGUUGAAAAGAGACUAUGGGGUGAAUCUAACAUACAAGCAAGCAUAUAAAGCUAAGGAAAAAGCAAUGGAGGAAAUACAAGACAGACCUGAGCAAUCUUACAUGCUAAUACCUUGGAUUUGUCAAAGACUAAAGGAAAGUGAUGAAAAAACUACUGCUGAAUGGGUUGCUACUGGGAAUAACAUAUUUGAGCGAGUUUUCAUAGCUUAUGGGUGUUGUAUAGAGGGUUUCUUAACUGGUGGUAGGCACAUAUCGUAUAUGGAUGGAACUCACCUAAGUGGACCAUAUAAUGGAACAUUGCUGUCAGCAUCGGCUUAUGAUGCGGACAAUGAAUUGUUACCAUUUGCAAUUGCCAUUGUAAAGAGGGAAACAUAUGAGGAUUGGUCAUGGUUUCUGCAUGUGAAGGAGAACUUCAGUGCAGAACUAGUUAAAGCAAACAGAGGCAAGAGAAAGACAAGUAAGUCCAUGAAGGAAGAUGGGUUGCAAUUGCUUGAUAAUAUCGCAUAUGCAAGGCUUAAUGGUGAGUUCGAUAAGGCAAUGGACCACAUGCAUUGUUUCUCUCCACAGUUAUUCCAGUGGCUCAAUACUCAUGGAGAUGUGGAAAAAUGGGCAUUGAGUAAGUUUCCAUAUCGACCGUGGGACAAUAUAACUACAAACCUUGCCGAAUCAUUUAAUACUUGGUUGAUAAAGGAAAGGAGGCACAACGUUACACAGUUUAUCCAUAAGCACCGUGAGAAGGUAGCCAAAAAAAUGUAUGCAGCUAGUGUGACAAUGGGUAGAUGGAGAAAUGGAAUAGGACCAAAUAUUGAUGAACACGUAAAGAAAAAUGUUGCCCUUGCUGAACAUAUGUUGCCUGAACCGUAUGGUGGGGGCAGGGUUGUUGUCCACACAUCCCAUGGAGCCUUGCGUGUUGAUCUCGGUGCAUACACAUGUAGUUGUGCAGCUUGGCAAAUGUCGAGGAUCCCUUGUCCACAUGCUUGUAUAGCCAUAAAGUCCAUGCAUGGAAAUGUCUAUGACUUUGUUGAAAAUUACUACAAGAUCACAUCCCAAGAAAAGAUUUACUCCCGCUGCAUGAUACCAGUGGUCCCCAUUGACAGGCCUGACCCAAAUACCAUUUUGAUGGAAAAUAUUUCAGAGCAAAUUUUUCUGUUCCCACCUCAGACUAGUCGACCUGCUGGAAGGCCAAGAGCUAACAGACGCGAAUCACAAUUCUAG
Neltuma alba is the source of this 2118-nucleotide messenger RNA. RefSeq lists its product as uncharacterized. The record is from RefSeq and is a predicted model, not a curated record. The transcript has 3 exons. Lineage: Eukaryota; Viridiplantae; Streptophyta; Magnoliopsida; Fabales; Fabaceae. The coding region runs from base 1 to 2118 and encodes 705 amino acids. Gene Ontology annotation, molecular function: zinc ion binding.